UCCACAGUGAUGUGUGGACACGUCAUACGUCGUGUAAAUCAAGUGUUUUCUUAUCUCGUUGGAGCGGGCACAGCAUCACAUAUUCAAAGUCAAGGAUGUGGCAUUGAAGGCGCAGCAUAAAGGCAGCUCAGUGCCGCCCUGCACAACUCCUCUAUCACAGCACGCUGGAGAAAUGGCUUGGUUUAUGUGUCUGUGUCUGUUUCUGCUGGUGUCUCUGGCUUUCUUAGUGGUGAGUUUAAAGUUCAGAUCGUCUACACGUGGCCUACCUGAGCCCCCCCAGCUCCCAGCACUGCCCCUGAUUGGCAGUCUACUCAGCCUGCGGAGUCCACACCCUCCUCAUGUGUUUUUCAAAGGACUGCAGGGAAAAUAUGGGCAGAUCUACUCUCUGAUGAUGGGCUCCCACAGGGUCAUCAUCAUCAACCACCACAAACACGCUAAAGAGGUUCUGAUGAAGAAGGGAAAGGUGUUUGCAGGGAGACCCAGGACUGUGACCACAGAUAUUCUGACCAGAAGUGGGAAAGACAUUGCAUUUGGAGACUUCAGUGCCACCUGGAGGUUCCACAGGAAAAUAGUCCAUGGAGCUCUUUGCAUGUUUGGAGAGGGUUCUGCCUCCAUCGAGAAGAUCAUCUGUGCAGAGGCCCAGUCUCUGUGCUCCAUCCUGUGUGAGGCAGCAGCUGCUCACCUCUCCCUGGAUCUGUCUCCUGAGCUGACACGUGCUGUCACCAAUGUCAUCUGUUCGCUCUGCUUCAACUCCUCCUAUUGCCGAGGAGACCCAGAGUUUGAGUCCAUGCUGGAAUACAGUCAGGGCAUCGUGGACACUGUUGGAAAGGACAGCCUGGUGGACAUCUUUCCCUGGUUACAGAUGUUUCCCAGUGCAGACCUGCGUCUUCUAAAGCAUUGUGUUUCAAUUAGAGACAAACUUCUGCAGAAGAAAUACGAUGAACACAAGGCAGAUUACAGUGACCAUGUGCAGAGGGACCUACUGGACGCUCUGCUGCGAGCUAAGCGCAGCGCUGAGAACAACAACACAGCAGAGGUCAGUGCAGAGUCUGUGGGCCUCAGUGAUGACCACCUUCUCAUGACUGUGGGAGACAUCUUUGGAGCUGGUGUGGAAACCACCACCACUGUGCUCAAAUGGGCCAUCAUCUACCUCAUCCAUCACCCACAGGUGCAGAGGCGUAUACAAGAGGAGCUGGACAGCAAGGUGGGGUGUGGCAAGUCGCCACAACUCUGUGAUAGAGGCAGUCUUCCCUACCUGGAGGCCACCAUUAGAGAGGUGUUACGGAUCCGCCCCGUGGCCCCUCUGCUCAUCCCCCAUGUAGCCCUCAGUGACACCAGCAUCGGGGACUUCACUGUGAGGAAAGGAAGUCGAGUCAUCAUCAACCUGUGGUCUCUGCACCAUGACGAGAAGGAGUGGGAGAAUCCUGAGCUCUUUGAUCCUGGUCGCUUCUUGAACAGUGAAGGCACAGGUGUGACCCUCCCAUCGUCCAGCUACCUGCCCUUUGGUGCAGGGGUCAGGGUGUGUCUGGGCGAGGCCUUAGCCAAGAUGGAGAUCUUCCUCUUCCUGUCCUGGAUCCUGCAGCACUUCACCCUCUCUGUCCCCCAAGGUCACCCUCUGCCCAGCCUGGAGGGCAAGUUUGGUGUAGUCCUCCAGCCGGCCAAGUACAAAGUGAACGCCACGCCCAGACCAGGGCGGCUUUUUUUUAAAUAGAACAUAUUAUAUACAUCAUGGCAACUAUUGUUUGACAUAUUAUGUCUUUGUAUUGCAUUUUUAUUAUUAUUUCUUAGCAGUUCAACAGUUUUGUUUAUGAAUACACUUGAAUGAUUUGAA
This is a messenger RNA of Solea senegalensis (Senegalese sole), 1831 nucleotides long. RefSeq names its product steroid 17-alpha-hydroxylase/17,20 lyase (gene cyp17a1). The record is from RefSeq and is a predicted model, not a curated record. Lineage: Eukaryota; Metazoa; Chordata; Actinopteri; Pleuronectiformes; Soleidae. Gene Ontology annotation, biological process: progesterone metabolic process; hormone biosynthetic process. The coding region runs from base 173 to 1711 and encodes 512 amino acids. Gene Ontology annotation, molecular function: iron ion binding; steroid 17-alpha-monooxygenase activity; heme binding. The transcript has 8 exons.